AUGGAUGAUCAAAAACCAGAAGGGAUUCCUCAUGUCCCUAAGUCUUGGGCUAUAUACAGCAAAUGGGCCAUGAAUGCUUGGAAUAUAUGGACGAGAAAGGCAAACCAGCAGAGACGACUUGGAGAACCACCAAUUCCAACAGCUGACAAUCUGGAGCUUGUAAUGCCAAAACAACUAGACAAUUAUUUAAAAGACUUUGUUAACAACAUGAGACGUGGAGAUGGUGCGGAAUUUAAGAAAGAAUCAGCCCAAAAUAUUUACCGAGGUCUGGCUGCUCAUUUAAUCAGCAACCUUAAAUGUCCACAUCUGAAUUUUUUGAACCAUCAUGAUGAAAAUUUUCUUCAGUUUCGAAAAGCAGCUUACAAAACAACAUACAGAAAACAUGUCAACGUGAGCUCUGCAGAUCAAUCUGAUCAGAGGAAUCAUUUGUGGGAUAGAUAUUUUCUGGACUUGGACUCGCCAGAAGGACUCCUACGUGCUGUUUUUGCAUUGAAUACCUUUGUGUUUGGUGUAGAGACAGUAGAGGCACACAGUUUGUUGAUGACUAAUCAGUACCUUCUUGAGUCAGACAAAGGUGGAGAUUUCAUUGAGUUCUUUGGAAAUUUAAAGGGAGCUGGGCCAUCAUAUAAAGAUAAAGAUAGCAUUCUUUCUGUAGAGGAGAUAAAGCUUUAUAAUACUGGAAAAAAUUAUUCUGUAUACAACAUCUUCAAAAAAUACUUAAACAGCAUACAGCCCAAUGGAAAGUUCUACAGCCUUCCUCAUACUAUCACAUGUAGAGGCGGAACAGUCACAAAAGAGAAAACUAAGAGAUUUUCAAGUACUGCCAUGAAUAACAAACAGAUCCAAGAAUUGCAGGAGGAUUUGAUAUCUUCACGUUUUUACAAAAAACUGCCGCUUUUUACAGACUUUGACACUGAAAAGCGGCGAUUCAAUAUUUAUCCAUCACAUCUUUCCAAACUGACACCAACUUCAUUGACUUAUGUGGAUCCAGAAGUCAUCGCACUAGCAACACAAAGAAAGGUGAACUGUGCAGAAUACUUAUUAAGUGAGGAAAAUGAAGAUGAUGAGACAAUGACUCAUAUCACACAAAAAGUUUCCACUUCACAAACUUCUGCAUCAAAUCAGGUACAAGAGGAACUGUGGACAAAUUCUAGAGCAGCUUUACGAAGUCUAAGAAAAGAACCAAAUUUGCAAGAAAAUGCACCAAACCAGAUAUCAAUUACACCACCUUUGAUGACAGGUACACCAACCAGGCUAUCAGACACACCAAAGACAGGUACACCAAACUUGAUGACAGAUACCCUAAAUUUAAUGACAAGUACACAAAACAUGAUGACAAAUGCUAUAAAUGCAGGAAGAGGAACACCAAAACAUCAAUUGAUUUCUGCUAGGGGCCUUCUGAAUACACAAUCAUUUGUAAACAAAUUACUACUUGAUGAACAAACUUUACUUCUCAGCACCAAUGUCAACAAAAUUAAUGAAACACCACAGACCGAAAGUAGCAGGCCUUUUCCUGAUUAUUACACAGAACAAAGAUUUAGUGAUGAAACCUUGACAGGUAAUCAUCCCCAGAACAGCUUUAUUCAACAUGGAAAAGCCAUUUCCAGUCAAGGAUACAGAACUAACCUCAAUGCCUUGUCAAAUCAACCUAGAAUGGAACACUUAUACCGGUAUAGAAAUGGUUUCACAUCGGCGUGUACAGACACUGCUCACCUGAGGACACAAACGAAACCUGGUCAAGCAACAACUACACAUGAAAAUAGUACAACUGAAACAGAAUCAGAUCUACAAAGUCCAAAACAAACAUUCAGUAGAGCUCCAUUUCCCGAGAAUUUCCCAAAAACAUCGACUAAUUUUACCACAACAGAUGACCAACCUCCAUCAUUCCCAUUAGACAACGUGUUUAGAUUACAUCCAUUCCAUCAGCUCUAUCCACAUACUGACUGCCAAUCAUCAGCAGAACUUUUUCACCAAAUGUUAAAACAAUACAGAAUUAUGACACCACAUCCUGUGGACCAGACCUCUUAUUUGGGAGCAAAAUUAUCCCAGACAUCCAGUAGCUGCCCUCCUUUCAUCGAUGGGAACUUGUCUGUUCCACACCAGGAAUUUUCACAAUUGUCUGGAAUGACUUCAGUUGAAGUCAACAACCAAAAUAUCAGAAGACAAAAAACAUUUGGAAAGGAGAAGCCAGCAUCGCCAUCACCAUUUCCCCUUCAGCGAAUGGAAAUUUCCUUUAAAGAAAGUUUGAAAGACUACCAUGACCAACUGUAUCAAGGACGUUUUGAACAUAAUUUACCUGAGAAAAAUAGCACAAACAGCUGUGUCCAGAAAAGACUGGCAUCUGCAUGUGGUUUUGAGACACAGAAGAACUUCAAAAGAAGUAAUCAGAGACACCAGGAGUUAACUGAAUACACAGAAGGAGGGAUCAAUGGACUGAAUGACAAAGAAAAGAAAACGCCAAUUUCUACUCUACCAAAUCAAACAAAACCUUUACAAGAUUUCAUUACAUCCCCUCUUAAUACGACUGCAGAUCAAAACAGAUCUCCAUCAAAUCGUAUCGAAAUGCAUCAAGAUUACCUUGGAAAACCAUCAGAUCUCUUCAAUAUAAACUCUGAUAAUUGCAAUAGCACCCUUAAUCAAAAUAGGCAAACAGCAGAAGACACCACUGAUGAAGUUAAGAUGAACCAUGUAGGUACAUAUCCUGGUGAGAGGCAUGGCCAUAAUGAAAUAGAGGCAAAUCUACAGGAGGACACCAUUACUGAAGAUGUAAGCAAUGAACGGAAAAUAACAAGAGAGACACACGACUCCAAAAGUUUUAUUGAUGAACAGGUUAAAAACAAGUCAUUAGAACAAGCUAAUCCUACUACCAGAAACAGAAAUUCUGAUGGUGAAAGUCUGGACCAAGAAAUCAAAGAGCUAUUGGACUUUGACCCUACCUUACGAAAAUCCUUUCACCAGAAGUGUUCAGACUGGUGGUUACGACACAAGAGUAGGUUUGAGAAGAACAAUAUAUUGACAUCCAAAUCCAAUUCAAAAAGCUGCAACAUGUCUACAUAUUCAAACAAUGAGGAUGAAAACACAUUUCGUGAAAGGGAACCAGAAACUUUAAGCCCAAAUGAUGGAAUACUACAAGGGAAUGUUACAACAGCUGCAAAUGAAAAUGAAAAUACAUCUAUACUGAUGUCAGAGAAAGACAAUAGCUUCAACAUCAAGAAUGGCAAUCCAAUAUUACUUAAUCCAGAUAGCAUUCCUCUCAAGAUAAACACUUGUAGUAAUGAUGUAUGUGAUCUCCCAGGACUGAACAGUACAGGAAGCUAUCAGGACUCCCAGGAUAUCUCUGAGGUUUCUUGUGUAGCUGAUGAUGUGAAAUGCAUGUCAUCAUUGUAUGUGGAUUAG
This is a messenger RNA of Ylistrum balloti, 3396 nucleotides long. RefSeq lists its product as uncharacterized. The record is from RefSeq and is a predicted model, not a curated record. The transcript has a single exon. Bases 1 to 3396 code for a protein of 1131 amino acids. Lineage: Eukaryota; Metazoa; Mollusca; Bivalvia; Pectinida; Pectinidae.